UGACUAUCGCUUCGGCAGUUGUCAUUUUUUGGUUUUGGGGUUCAGACUUCAAUGAACACACGCUCGAGCAGUAGAAUUAUCUUCAAGAAAACGCCUGACGGUUAAUCCGAUUCUCGGUUCUCUAUGCUGUCAGAAAUCUGCGAUUUUUGGUUGUAAUUGUAAUAAACAAGAAGAAAUCGGGGGGGAUGGCUUCUCUCGUCCCAUUUCAAGACCUCGAUCUCCAGCUUGGCCCGUCGACGUUCACCGGCGGUAACUGUUCCAGCUCCGGUGCCGGUUCAUCUGGUAUGAUAGUUCCAAAGAUCGAACCGAAGCUGGAACCGCUGGACGAAUUUGCACAAGCGGAUCUCCAAACCCCUGCUUCUUUUUCAAACCCUAGUCCCGCGUUCAAUUCGGGUUUCAGUCUCGCUCCGCCUCGGCAACAAUCUGAUGCUGGAUAUGGCUCGGGGUUCUCUGGUGAUGACAAUGUUUACUCGGAAUUCCAUCGGAUUUCGGAGAUGUUUCGCACCGCAUUCGCGAAGAGGAUGCAGCGGUAUGGCGAUGUGGAGGUCGUGGAAGACCCGGAUUCGAGGGCUAUCGUGCCUGUGAACAACGACGGGCAGCUUUCGACUGUGGUAAUUGCGAGGAGGAAGUAUCAGCAGCGCUCGUCGGAGCUGGUGAGAGUCACCGAUCUUAGCCCCGAGGAUCAGAGGUAUUUCCGGGAUGUUGUUCGCAGGACCCGGAUGCAUUACGAUUCUAUUCGGGUUCUCGCGCCGUUGGAGGAUGAGAGGAACCAGCAAUAUGGGCAUUUUAAAAAGACCAGAGGGGACUUGAAGGCCGCACAGCUGAUGAGGGAGAGGGGACUCUGGCUGAACCGUGAUAAGCGUAUUGUUGGCUCCAUUCCUGGGGUGUACGUUGGGGACUUGUUCUUUUUCCGAAUGGAAUUGUGUGUGGUUGGAUUGCACGGGCAGGUUCAGGCUGGAAUUGACUUUGUUUCUGCCAGCCAUAGCUCUAACGGGGAGCCUAUUGCUACCAGUAUUAUAGUAUCUGGAGGAUACGAGGAUGAUAUGGAUUCAGGGGAUGUGAUAGUCUAUACUGGGCACGGUGGGCAGGACAAGAACUCGCGCCAAUGUAAUAGCCAGAAGCUUGAAGGUGGGAAUUUGGCAUUGGAGAGGAGCAUGUAUUAUGGAAUUGAGGUAAGGGUAAUCCGUGGCUUUAAAUAUGAAGGUAGUGCUAGUGGGAAAGUCUACGUUUAUGAUGGCUUAUAUAGAAUUGUAGACUGUUGGGCUGAUGUAGGCAAGUCUGGUUUUGGAGUGUUUAAGUAUAAACUCGUAAGGAUUGAGGAUCAACCAGAAAUGGGAAGUGCUGUUCUAAAAUUUGCAGAGACCCUCAGGACCCGGCCAUUGGAGGCCAGACCGACAGGAUAUGUCAGUCUUGAUAUAUCAAGGAAGAAAGAGAAUGUGCCAGUGUUUUUAUAUAAUGACAUAGAUACAGACCAAGAACCUGUUUAUUAUGAUUAUUUGGUGAAGACUAUAUUUCCGCCACAUGUCUUCCAGUAUAUGGGAGCUUCUGCUGGCUGUGAUUGUGUCAAUGGAUGUUUUGGCAAUUGUUUCUGUUCAAUUAGAAAUGGUGGUGAAUUUGCCUACGACCAUAAUGGUAUCCUGUUGAGGGGAAAACCACUGGUUCUUGAAUGUGGCCCACAUUGUCGUUGUCCUGCGACUUGUCGGAACCGAGUGAGUCAAAAAGGUGUGAGGAAAAGAUUUGAAGUGUUCCGGUCAAGGGAGACAGGUUGGGGAGUUAGGUCAUUGGACCUGAUUCAAGCUGGUUCUUUUAUUUGUGAAUAUGCAGGUAUCGUCCUCACAAAGGAGCAAGAAGAAAUUUUCAAAAUGAAUGGUGAUAGCUUAAUUUAUCCUAGUCGUUUUUCAGAGAGGUGGGCAGAAUGGGGAGAUUUGUCUCAAAUAUAUCCGGACUAUGUACGCCCAUCAUAUCCUUCAAUUCCUCCUUUGGAUUUUGCAAUGGAUGUAUCCCGAAUGCGGAAUUUAGCCUGUUACAUGAGCCAUAGUUCUAGUCCCAAUGUUCUUGUGCAGCUUGUGCUCUAUGAUCACAAUUAUGCCUGUUUUCCUCGCCUUAUGCUCUUUGCCAUGGAGAAUAUACCUCCCUUACAGGAACUUAGCAUCGACUAUGGGGUAGCUGAUGACAUGGGGAAGCUUGCCAUCUGUAACUGAUUAAAUUGGGAGUGGGUGCAGUUUUGAAUGAUUAGGAGCAGCUUUAUUGGCUCAUGAUGUACUAAGAACAUGCAUUGUCGUAACGAAGGCUGUAAAGAGCGGCUUGUAUGUGGUUCUUGCAUCAGCUAGCAGUUACAGACAUACGGAGAAGUUAAGCGGUUUACCCAAGUCCUGUUGUCGUUUUAGCUGAGGAUUAAAUUGCACAUCUAUACUAUAUUCUGUACAGAUUGUAUCAAUCCUAUCCUGUUAACUAAAGGAGUCCUCCACUCCAAACAUCACUCUCUUUCAUUUUCUUUUCUCUUUGUAAAAGCUGAAAAAAAAAUAUUUGUUAGUUUUAAGUUGUUGAUGCCUGCAGCAAGAGUGUCAUCUUGGCAUGGGCUUUGAAAAUGAGGACAAAGUUAUACACAUUUUGGCUGGAAUAUUGAGUGUUGUAUCAUAUGCCAACUUGAGUUAAGGAUUCAAAUAAGAUUCUGUGACU
Ipomoea nil (Japanese morning glory) is the source of this 2679-nucleotide messenger RNA. Its product is annotated as histone-lysine N-methyltransferase family member SUVH9-like. Gene Ontology annotation, molecular function: histone methyltransferase activity; protein binding; zinc ion binding. Gene Ontology annotation, cellular component: nucleus. Lineage: Eukaryota; Viridiplantae; Streptophyta; Magnoliopsida; Solanales; Convolvulaceae. The transcript has 2 exons. Bases 186 to 2201 code for a protein of 671 amino acids. The record is from RefSeq and is a predicted model, not a curated record.